AUGCUCAACGUCUCGGGAAGGAUCGUCCGUUGCCCCUCCGCGGUCAGGACGGCUGCCCUCCGCACGUUCACCAGGCCUUGCGCAGCCUCGCAGUUCCGCGCGGCCUUCUCCACGAUGGGAGGCAGCAGCUCGCGUCCCCGGAGCGCCGCAGUCCGCGCUGAGAGCGAGGACGAGAAGUCCCGGCCCAGUGGCCACCAGGUCGGGAGCGGGUCCGUGAUCAGCGAGGAGAACAUCGACCCCGAGAUCCUCGCCUUCAGGGAGUCCCAGAAGGACGUUGCGCGGAUCAGCCUCGCGUGCGAGGCCAGAACGCUGAUCCAGGCGGGCAAGAACGGCGUCCUGUCCACCAUCGACUCGUCCGCGGCCGCCAAGGGCUUCCCCGCGGGCUCGGUCGCCGCGUACGCCGUCGCGCCUGACGGCCAGCCGUUCUUCGUGGUGUCCCGGCUGGCCACGCACCAGCACGACAUCGCCGCGGACCCGCGCGUCUCGCUCACCGUCACGGCCGACGGGUUCCAGGGGCUCCAGGACGGCCGCGCGACGCUCAUCGGGUCGCUAACGCCCGUGCCGGACGCGGACAAGCCCGAGCUGCGCGAGCUCUUCCUCGAGCGCCACCCGAACGCGUUCUGGGUGGACUUCGGGGACUUUCUGUGGUACCGCAUGACUGACAUCAAGGUCGUGCGCUUCAUCGGCGGGUUCGGGCGGAUCGGGCAGAAGAUCUCGCCCGAGGAGUACCUCUCUGAGCAGCCGGACCCGAUCACGCAGUUCGCGGGCCCCGUGUGCGGCCACAUGAACGACGACCACAUGGACGCCAACAUCGCCAUCGUCAAGUCGAGCUGCGGGAUCUCCGUGGACAAGGCCAGCAUGGUGGGCAUCGACAAGCUCGGCAUGACCUUCGCGUGCGAGCGCGAGGGGCAGACCUUCAAGGCGCGCGUCGCCUUCAAGGCCCCCGCCGAGUCCCGCGCCGACGUCAAGACCAGGAUCGUGGAGCUGACUCAGGCCGCCAAGUCCGAGGCGUGA
Molecule: messenger RNA, 1014 nt
Organism: Pedinophyceae sp. YPF-701
Lineage: Eukaryota; Viridiplantae; Chlorophyta; Pedinophyceae
Source: the annotation of a GenBank genome assembly